AACAUACCCCCUUUUUGGGGGAUAUUUUGUGCCCUAGAUUUUUGAUCCUAACCUAACUCUGUCAGGUUUAUCGUCGUUAUAUUGUUGUCAGUCGUAUUUUGCUUGGAUAUUUUGGCGUCAGUUAAUGGACGAGUCAGAGGAUCAGAAUUGGUCUGUAGAUUGCUCGGACGAUGAGCUGAAGAACUGCUCAGAUCCUUGGGAACCAAAACCCGAGGAAAUCGAUCUAAUGUACAGUUUACUGAAUAAGGGCGAACUGCCCGAACUGAAGUGGAAGUGUCCUGGAUACAGAACUCCUUCGCCAGAGCGAAGAGAGGCUCCAAAAGAAGAAAAUGAGUCGAAAAAACAGGAUGAACAAGAUGAUUUUGAUUUCAUGGAUGAAAUGACGUCGCCCAAGUUGAAAAUUCGAAGCAAAGGAGCGGACACAUUAAAAGGCAGUGCUAAAAAGAAAACGACUUCGUUGGAUGGCGUUAUAAAUAACAUGAGAAGGCACCACUUGCUGCCCUCGUCAACGAAGUAACUCCUGUGGGAAAACAGGGCAAUCAUUACAAAGACACUCAAAUGCUUUUCAACGAGGUUUUAUUAAAGUCAAGACACUUCUUCUCCUAAAAAUAGCUGUAAAAGAGUGACUUAAAUAUGUUUAAUCUAAACAGUUUAUAACUCUCAUAAGCGUGCUGAUAAUACUUGUCUAAAAGUAUGUACUUCUCGAAUGAAUAUACGGAAUACUAGAGCAA
Messenger RNA from Dendroctonus ponderosae (mountain pine beetle), 731 nucleotides. RefSeq names its product PAXIP1-associated glutamate-rich protein 1 (gene Pa1). The record is from RefSeq and is a predicted model, not a curated record. The transcript has 2 exons. Lineage: Eukaryota; Metazoa; Arthropoda; Insecta; Coleoptera; Curculionidae. The coding region runs from base 125 to 517 and encodes 130 amino acids.